AAGCACACUAUGACUUCAGGAGAGAGAGAGAGAGCAGAAGAGGGAGGCGGAAUGCAACAGGCUGAAGUCAGUCGUCGCACUGACACAAACUUCACAACUUUUCAGUUCUCGCUCUACUCAUUACUCUUCUGAAUAGUCCAAAAAAAACCCCAACAAAAACAAAAACGACAGAAAGUGCCGGACUCCCCGUUAGACAUCUGACGUCGAAAGGCGGGCCGUCCUCAGCAUCCCUCCAGCCUCCCUGCAUCCCAACCAGAGAGGGGCUGAAUGGCACCAGCCCCUCUCGGCUUCAGCUAUCGAGAAACGUCCGCUUCUUUGUGACACCAUGGCAACCAACAGGGAGCACCAGCUGCGUCACAUGGCCGGCUUCUCUCGCACCAUGUACCCCUUCCCCUUCAGCUCUUUGAGGAGCCACUCGCCCUUUGACCUGCUGGCCAGCAGCAACCUGUUUGGUCGCUUUGGGGCGGACCUUCCUAAGGAGAUGGCGGCAUUGUCGGUGGAGACCCAGAGCACCAGUUCCGAGGAGAUGGUGCCUAGCUCACCGUCCCCUCCGCCACCGCCUCGCAUCUACAAGCCUUGCUUCGUGUGCCAGGACAAGUCAUCUGGAUACCACUACGGGGUCAGCUCCUGUGAGGGAUGCAAGGGUUUUUUCCGCCGCAGCAUCCAGAAGAACAUGGUGUACACGUGCCACCGAGACAAGAACUGCCAGAUCAACAAAGUGACGCGUAACCGCUGUCAGUACUGUCGGCUGCAGAAGUGCUUCGAGGUCGGCAUGUCCAAAGAAGCGGUGCGCAACGACAGGAACAAGAAGAAGAAGGACGUGAAGGAGGAGGUAGUGUUGCCGGAGAACUACGAGCUCAGCGGUGAGCUGGAGGAGCUGGUUAACAAAGUCAGCAAGGCUCACCAGGAGACAUUUCCAUCUCUGUGCCAGCUGGGCAAAUACACCACAAACUCCAGCGCUGACCACAGAGUACAGCUGGACUUGGGCCUGUGGGACAAGUUUAGUGAGCUGUCCACCAAGUGCAUUAUCAAGAUCGUGGAAUUUGCCAAGCGGCUACCAGGCUUCACCACGCUCACCAUCGCUGAUCAGAUCACCCUCCUCAAAUCUGCAUGUCUGGACAUCCUGAUGCUGAGGAUAUGCACGCGCUACACCCCCGAGCAAGACACCAUGACAUUCUCCGACGGCCUGACCCUCAACAGAACCCAGAUGCAUAACGCUGGCUUCGGCCCGCUCACUGACCUGGUUUUCGCCUUCGCCGGGCAGCUGCUGCCUUUGGAGAUGGACGACACAGAAACGGGCCUCCUCAGCGCCAUCUGCCUGAUCUGCGGAGACCGCAUGGACUUGGAAGAGCCCAACAAGGUGGACAAGCUGCAGGAGCCGCUGUUGGAGGCAUUGAAGAUCUACACCCGCCGCCGACGCCCCAACAAGCCUCACAUGUUCCCUCGCAUGCUCAUGAAAGUCACCGACCUCCGAGGGAUCAGCACCAAAGGUGCAGAAAGAGCCAUCACACUAAAGAUGGAGAUUCCUGGCCCCAUGCCGCCGCUCAUCAGAGAGAUGCUGGAAAACCCAGAGGCCUUCGAGGACAGCAGCGACUCAGGAGAAGGCGCUGCCACCACAGCUGCCCCCAGCACCGAACCCGCAACUGCUCCUCCGCCAGCCAUUCAGGCAAUUAAGCGAGAAGAGAAAAGCACAUGCGAGUCAGUGGUGGAGGAUGAAGACGACGACGACGAGGAAGACGACUACUGGGACGAAGAGAGGGACCGACUGGCGGACAGUGACGCAGAUUUAUGGGGAGAGGAAGCGGAGACGGUGGCAGGGGGGGCGACCACACAAAAUAAAAGCGGGACAACACAGCAGUAGCAAAUGAUGACGAUGCUGCCUCCUCAUCAUCCUCACCCUCCAAUCAGGCUCUUAUUAGACAAUUGCAACGUUUACAGGAAGUGAGGGAUGAAGCAAAAGCACUAAAAAAAAAUGGAGGACCAGAAUUUCACAGUGCCAAAAAAAGACAGAAUGUGAUCCGCAGUGAGAGACAGGAGGACACACACCUCUUCAGGAAAAGGGCUACACUUAAAACAAAACAAAAAAAAUGUUUUAUACAAUGACAAGUGACACGAACUGUUCUUUAUCUUUUGUAAUUGUCUCGUUGUCUAUUUUCUUUGUGUGUCUCUUUUUGUUUGUGGUGGACAAGGUGAGAGCAGGACUCAAAACUCCCAGCCUAAACGGUCUGAAUCUCAGGCAGCAAGUAAGCAAUACUGAAUUUGACGAUUGCAUUCUGAAAUAAGCCCAGAUGAUGCCGACUGAGGACAGAUCCGGUCAUGUGGUCUCUCUCGGGUGCACUCAGUCACCUGUCAGGGCAGAGAAACGUGACUCCACAUGACCGUGAAGCCAUAAAGUCGCGAGUCAGCUCCAUGGAAAUAAGAUAGAAUAGUAAGACUUAUUUAAGCCUGCAGCUAGCUACACUCCACCAUCAUUCAUUUACGUGUUUUUACCGCUAAUAAAUGCACACAUCAAACUUUAACUGGAUUGUCUAAUGCCAAAUAUUAGUUUUGUUUUGUCCCAGUUGCCCCAUUGUAGCUGUACAGCAUAGUUUGAGGACAUCGGGGAUGACAUACAAAUGUUAAGAUGCUCUCAAGUGGAGACCUGAAUGUAGCAGCUGAGAAUGUAAAGACAAGAAAAAAAAAGGUAAUUUAGGUAUAAAAUACAGUUAGUACAACAUCGGUUUUCGGUAAUAGUCCGUUCAAAAGGGUCUGACCAAAAACCGAAAUCGUACGAAAACCAACAUUGUGUCCUCUUAAUAAUGGAAAUCCAACUGAUGAGUUUCGAACACCCAAAAAUCUUAACACAAAACACAUUUUGUAGAGAAUAAUUGUCGUUUUACAUGCAGGAAAAAAAAUUCACGCAGACGACACUUUCGUACUUUGCUACGAGUUUGUUUUUGAAUCCAAUCAUGUUUUUUCUUUGUCGAAGUGCUGGCACUUGCAACUUUCUUUGGCCCCACUGUAGAAAUUUUUGCAGAUGUACUCAAUAAUUUAAAACAAACAAAUAGACUGAGUCAACAACAUGUGGGAUUUUGCAGAAUCAUACGCGGACAGACUGAGUCAACAACAUGUGGGAUUUUGCAGAAUCAUACGCGGACAAACGGACCAGUCUGGUUGUAUGAUAACCGAGACAGCAUAUGCAAACCGAAUCAUAAAAAAAGUGGAGCAUACGAAAACUGAGGUACCACUGUAGUAUAUUUCUGCGUCGAAGAUGUACAAAUGUAUCUUGUGUUAUAAAGAAGUUCAGUCAUACAAUUUCACAAUUUGACAAACUAAAAUACAUCAUGACCAGAAUCUGUUAGGAGCCAAUAUACAAAAAAAUGCAUGUGUUAAAAUAGGGUAUACUAAGACUAUCCCAAAAAAUUGUACAAUUCAUACUAUUAAAAACUGUUUGAGGGUUAUGACAUAUUUGUGUUAUGCAAUAGAGAUUUAAUGACAGAAAAAUAUUUUGAAUGAGCUGGAACAUUUUUAAAAACAUAAAUCAACCUCCACCAUCUCAUUUAUGUUAAGAUAUUUGAACAUCUAAUGAGUUGUUCUUGUUUUUUCUAUUAAAAAAUGUGUAUGUACUUUGCUUA
Messenger RNA from Nerophis ophidion (straightnose pipefish), 3614 nucleotides. Its product is annotated as retinoic acid receptor gamma-A-like. Gene Ontology annotation, biological process: regulation of transcription by RNA polymerase II; retinoic acid receptor signaling pathway; cellular response to corticotropin-releasing hormone stimulus. Gene Ontology annotation, molecular function: nuclear glucocorticoid receptor binding; zinc ion binding; RNA polymerase II cis-regulatory region sequence-specific DNA binding. The transcript is spliced from 9 exons. Lineage: Eukaryota; Metazoa; Chordata; Actinopteri; Syngnathiformes; Syngnathidae. The coding region runs from base 326 to 1861 and encodes 511 amino acids. Gene Ontology annotation, cellular component: transcription regulator complex; nucleus. The record is from RefSeq and is a predicted model, not a curated record.